This is a messenger RNA of Micromonas pusilla CCMP1545, 1276 nucleotides long. It is a transcript of the gene RIB43A, whose product is annotated as flagellar protofilament ribbon protein RIB43a. Lineage: Eukaryota; Viridiplantae; Chlorophyta; Mamiellophyceae; Mamiellales; Mamiellaceae. The coding region runs from base 1 to 1128 and encodes 375 amino acids. The transcript is spliced from 4 exons. The record is from RefSeq and is a predicted model, not a curated record.
AUGAGCGCGAUCAUCGGCGAUCCGCGCUUCCCGCGCACGAAGCGGUUCGACAUGGAGGAGCGUAAGCGUCUCAUCUUCAACGCGAAGCAGCGCAACUUCGGGGUCGACGUCAACGCGCUCGCGGCGCAGAAGGCGGAGAAGCAGCUCGCGGCCGCGCGCGAGGCGGAGUACGACAAGCACCACGCGUCGAUGACGGCGUACUACGACAAGCAGCUCGUGCUGAUGGAGCAAGAGCGCCGAGAGGUGCAAGCGGCGCUCAACAGAAACGUCGCGGAAUUCCGCAAGGAGCAUCAGAAAAAGGAGCAGCGACGCGAGUACGAUCUCAGCGACCCCAACGCGACGCGCAACUCCCUCCCCGCGCGCGUCGGCGACGCCGACGCGCGAAUCGGCGUCUCCUCCGCGCAAGUCUUCGAGGGCGAGGACCUGCGCGCGGGCGAGCGCCGACGCGUCCAGGCGGCGCAGCAACGCGCGUGGUGCGACGCGCAACAAGCCGAGCGCGACGCAGCGACGCUCGCGGAGCAAGAGGCGGAGAUCGCGCACGGCGAGCUCGUGAAGCAGCAGGAGGCGUACCAGAGCGCGGUCGUCGCCGCGCAGGAGGAGGCGCGGCGCGCGUUCGAGAGGGACGUCGCGCGCGAGAACGCGGCGCUCGCGGAGGAGGCGCUCGCGAGGGCGAUCGAAGAGAAGCACGCGUCGGACGCCGCCGCGGAGGCGGAGGCGGAGGCGGUGGCGGUCGACGCGACGCUCGCGGAGGAUCCGAGCGUCGGCGCGACUAACUACCUGAGCGAGACGCGCGUGCGCGCGGACCACUGGAAGGGGAUGCGUCGCGAGGAUCACCUGCGGUACGCGGCGGAGCAGCAGGCGCAGAGGGACGCCAAGGCGACGGCGGCGGAGGAGGAGGCGGCGGCGAAUCGCGCGCACUUCGCGCAGAGCGAGCUGGUGCGGAAGACGCUCGAGCAGCGCGCGGAGCAGGUGGAACAGUUUAAGCUGGAGCAGCGCGCGGCGGUGUUUAACACCGUGCGCGCGCAGAGGGAGGAGAAGCAUCAGAGGGACGCGUCGACGCGGCGGUCGUUCGUCGAGAACAGCAUCGGCCCGGAGUAUUUCGGGUACUUUGGCAACUCGGCUCGGUGACGCCGCGACGGCGACGGAUGCGGUUCUCGCUGUGCUUAGGUCGGCGGCGGCGGGCGCGUCGACGGACGAUGGAUGUACAUAUCACAUCACGCGCGAUAGAUCACGGAGAACCACCGCCGCCUUCGCUUCGCGCGAGGUCGCGAGUCCG